AUGGCGGAAGCUAUACAAAGCCACCCCAAGGUCGUCGCCGAGGCGCACGGCGUAGACACAUUCCAUCCUCCCGAGAAGAUGCUCGCCAACCACCCCAGCAAGCCUCAUCUGGCCAACAUUGAGGAGUACCAGAAGCUCUAUGAAGAGUCCAUCACGGAUCCCACCUCCUUCUGGGGUCGCCAGGCGCGCCAGAUGCUGUCAUGGCAGCGCGACUUCCAGACUGUCCAAAGUGGCUCCCUCGCCAACGGCGACGUAUCCUGGUUUACCGAGGGCCAGCUCAACGCAUGCUACAACUUGGUCGACCGCCACGCGCACAAGGACCCGGACCGCGUCGCCAUCAUCUACGAGGCCGACGAGCCCGGUGACGGCCGCGAGCUGACCUAUGCUGAGCUCCUGCGCCAGGUCUCCAAGACCUCGUGGGUCCUCAAGCAGAUGGGCGUGCGCAAGGGCGACACCGUCGCCAUCUACCUGCCCAUGAUCCCCGAGGCCCUGAUCGCCAUCCUCGCCUGUAUCCGCAUCGGCGCCGUCCACUCGGUUGUCUUCGCCGGCUUCUCCGCCGACUCGCUGCGCGACCGCGUCGUCGACGGCCAGUCCAAGGUCGUCAUCACCACCGACGAGGGCAAGCGCGGCGGCAAGCUCAUUGGCACAAAGAAGAUUGUCGACGACGCCCUCAAGCAGUGCCCCGACGUCACCCACUGCCUCGUCUACAAGCGCACCGGCGCCGAGAUCCCCUGGACCGAGGGUCGCGACUGGUGGUGGCACGACGAGGUCGACAAGUGGCCCGCCUACUACCCCCCCGAGACCGUCAACGCCGAGGAUCCCCUCUUCCUCCUCUACACCUCGGGCUCGACGGGCAAGCCCAAGGGCGUCAUGCACACCACCGCCGGCUACCUGCUCGGCGCCGCCAUGACGGGCAAGUACGUCUUUGACCUGCACGACGGCGACCGCUACUUCUGCGGCGGUGACGUGGGCUGGAUCACCGGCCACACGUACGUCGUCUACGCGCCCCUCCUCCUCGGCGUCACCACCGUCGUCUUCGAGGGCACCCCUGCCUACCCCAACUUCUCCCGGUAUUGGGACAUUAUCGACAAGCACAAGGUGACCCAGUUCUACGUGGCGCCCACAGCGCUGCGUCUCCUCAAGCGGGCCGGCGACGAACACGUCAAGGCGGAGAUGAAGCACCUGCGCGUCCUGGGCUCCGUCGGCGAGCCCAUCGCCGCCGAGAUCUGGAAGUGGUACUUUGAGGUUGUCGGACGUGAGAAGGCUCACGUUGUCGAUACGUACUGGCAGACAGAGACGGGGUCCAACGUCAUCACACCCCUGGCGGGCGUGACGCCGACCAAGCCCGGGAGCGCCUCGAUGCCCUUCUUUGGCAUCGAGCCCGCCAUUGUCGACCCCGUGUCCGGCGAGGAGAUCAAGGGCAACGACGUCGAGGGCGUCCUUGCCUUCAAGCAGCCGUGGCCGAGCAUGGCCCGCACCGUGUACGGCUCGCACAAGCGAUACAUGGACACGUACCUGAACGUAUACAAGGGAUACUAUUUCACGGGUGACGGCGCCGGUCGUGACCACGAAGGCUUCUACUGGAUCCGCGGUCGCGUGGACGACGUGAUCAACGUGAGCGGCCACCGCCUGUCGACAGCCGAGAUCGAGGCAGCCCUCAUCGAGCAUCACGGCAUCGCCGAGGCGGCGGUGGUCGGCGUCGCGGACGAGCUGACGGGCCAGUCCAUCAGCGCCUUUGUCGCGCUCAAGGACGGGCACGAGACGAGCGAGCAGCUGCGCAAGGAGUUUGUGCUGCAGGUACGCAAGAGCAUCGGUCCGUUCGCGGCGCCCAAGACGGUGUACAUUGUGCCGGACCUGCCCAAGACGCGGAGUGGCAAGAUUAUGCGGCGCAUCCUGCGCAAGAUCUUGGCGGGCGAGGAGGAUCAGCUGGGCGACAUUACAACACUCUCGGAUCCCUCCAUUGUCGAGAAGAUUAUCAAUACCGUGCAUGCGUCAAAGAAGGCUUGA
Molecule: messenger RNA, 2007 nt
Organism: Emericellopsis cladophorae
Lineage: Eukaryota; Fungi; Ascomycota; Sordariomycetes; Hypocreales; Bionectriaceae
Exons: 6
Coding region: 1-2007 (668 amino acids)
Cellular component (GO): cytosol
Molecular function (GO): AMP binding; acetyl-CoA synthetase activity
Source: RefSeq, a predicted model, not a curated record